CGGAAAAGGCCUCAAAUUCCUACAAUAAUUUUAUGUUUUCGGUCAAAUUAUCCCAAUACGAAUCACAUUUUACUUGGGCGAGGCCACAGACAACAAGAACAACAGCCCUUCCCCUCCGAUCCCUCUCUCGCUCUCUCUGCUGUUCAGAUUCCUCUUCCCGUCCCAUUCUCUGUUUUUGAAUCUCCAUCCUUAUCCGUAUCUCCUUCCCGACUUCUCUGUCAAUUCACCCGACUCGUAUCAUCUGUAUACGCAUCCGGGUUGCAUCUACGCGGCGGCGCUAAGAGGCAAUUCGGAGGGCCGAAUCAACUUUCCGGCCAGUCAACCGGCCGAAGUUAAGAUUCCGCGUUGCAUUCUUCCGAGGAAGUCCGUCUGAACUGAAUCUGAAUUGUUGUUGCGGCUGUGCAGUUGGCGGCUAAGACCUAGGGUUUGUGCUGAAUAGCAAUUAAGAUUUGCUGUGUUUGGGAAAUCCAAUCAGUGAGGUAUGCCUAGGAGUUCCAAGAGUAAAUCGCACAAGCAGAGCAAGCAUAGUUCGAAGGAGGCGAGGGAGUACUCGGACUCGGAGGGCGAUGUGAAGAUGAAGGACAAGAGCAUUAAGGAGGAGAGUUCCGCUAGGGCUUCUAAGGAUUUGGCCCAUUCUGCUUCUGGUGAUAAGCGCAAGUUUUCUUCUCAAACGAGAGAGGGGAAGGAUGGCAAAGAUCUGAGCAGUCAUGUGAAUGGGGAGGUUCCUGAGGAGUAUGCCUCUUCCAAGAGGCGAAAGGAGAAGGUGGAUGGAAGUGGCGGCAGUGAUAGGUGGAAUGGUGGUGUGGACGAGAGUGUUGAUGUUAGGAUUGUAGACAAAGAGGGCAAGGGGGGAAAGCCAGCAAGUUCAAAAACUGACCAGGACAAGGGAUUGAGGCAGAAGGAAGCAAAAGGUUCAAGCGAAUCCAGGAGUAAAAGUAGUAAAAAGCAUGAGAUUGGCGGUGCUGGUGAGAAAAAGGAGGAGAUUUCAGCCCCAGGAGCGGAGAAAGAAGAUGCUAAGAGCGGAAAGAGUAGUGAGUCAAAGAGGAAACCAGAAAUAGAUUCUGUUCGAAAAGAGAGCACCAAUGUGAAGGAAAGGGAUCACGGUUCAGAAAGGGAGAGGAAGCGUGAAACUGAUACAGAAAAGAAGCUGCGGUCCCAGGCUGGUGAUGUUGGAGAGGAGAAGCAAGGAAAACGCCAUAAAGAACAUACUGAUCGAUCAAUGCGCAGUGAAGUGCGCCAUUCUGAUCUGGAUAGAGACACCGAGAAAAAGAUGCGCAAGAGAAGCGAUGGUUCUGCUGGUCGAGAUAAGUAUGAUGAGGAUCUAAUUGAAAUUGAUGAGAAACAGCUGUCUUCAAGAGGUGGAGAGCGCACUAAAGAUGAAAGACACAGAGAUUCAAAACAUAAAGAUGGAGGCUAUAGAGAUAAGCACCGGGAAGAUGGUGAUAGAGAUGAAAGGCAUACUAAGGAUGAAAAGUACGAAGCUGAGAAAGACAGAAGACGCCGUGAGGAUAAAUACCGGGAAGAUGGUCAUAGUAGUAGAGAUAAUAGGCAUAAAGAUGGCAAGUACCGUGAUGAUGGUGAUAGAGAUAACAGAUAUAGGGAAGAAAAAUAUCACCAGCAUGAAGAUAGAGAUAACAGGCACAAAGGAGGGUACCGAGUAGAUGCAGAAAGAGAUAGUCGGCACCGAGAUGAUAAGCAUCGUGAAGAUAACGAGAGGGAUGGAGAUGACAAAUACCAUCCAGAAGAUAAAAAUAAGGAUAUUAACCGCCGUGAUGACAGAUAUCGUGAAGAUGGUGAGGAAGAUAGACAUAGGGACAAUAAGUAUGGGGACGAUGUUGAGAGAGAUGAUAGGCACAAGGACAAAAAACAACAUAUGGAGGAUUUUGAAAAGGUUAGUAUGCACCACCGGGAAGGGAAGCAUGGAGACGAAUCCGAUAAAGAGAAAAGGCUGAGGGAGGCAAAGUACACAGAUGAGCACACCCAAAGAGACCGUUCAGGAGAUAGAUCUGAUGCAAAGUUUUCAAAAGAUGAGACUCAUAUUACUGACAGUCUAUCUAGGAAAGGAGGUGUUCACGAGAAUACUAGCCCUAAUUAUGAUGACCGGGCACCAAGAUUCAAAGAUGAUCAGGGAAGGAGAAGAACUGAUGAUAAGGAGGAUCGUAGUGACUCUAGAUUUCAGAAUUCCAAAGAUCAAUAUGAUCUAGAAAAGCGGUCUGGCACUGUUGCUCGAGUGGACUUGGGCAGUGACCGGGUUAAAUCCUCCUCAAGGAAUAGUGAUUUAGAACGAACUUCAAAUCAUAACAGAAGAAGCUCGCCUAGUAGUGCCCCUUAUAUGUCAAGAGAUCAUUACAGGCAAUCAAAGCAAGAAGGUUCAAAGUACAGGGACCAUGCUUAUGAGGAUAGAGCUCGACGCAGUAGAGAUUAUUCUGGAUCGGCUGGAGCAUUGGAUAAAAUAUCUUCAACAAGAUCUGCAGAAAAAGCUAUUCAAAAGGACGACAACUAUUUAAUAGAUGGUUCAGCUGAACGGCGUCUGAAAUCUGAUUCUAGAAACUCCUCAAUUCAGGUGGUGGAUAAGUCCCCUUCAUCGACAAGUAAUGAUCGAAGGCAUCUAGGGAGAUCUGAAGUUAAGAGAAGCCUUGACGUUGAAGAUUUUGCACUGAGAAGUGGGUCAAAAGAUGCAGCAAAAGAUUUCUCUGGCAAGGAAGGCAGAGGAAAUCGUGAUCCUCCCAUGGAUGGAUUUGCAGGCCAUGAACCUGGCCAUCAAGAUGGGGAUACUUUAUCUGUUUCUUCACCUUUCAUCAGAGGUGGCAGCCAUGUAUCAGGAGGCAGCACAAGGUUGCCCCCUCCUCUCCCUUUUAGGCAAGGUAUUGAUAGUUCUUCAGUGGUCAGCUCUUCUGAAGAUGACUUUAGAACCAAGCCAGGUAGCAGGCAUAGAAGGGUCGGUGGUGGUGAGUCAAAUGUUGGGAGAUUCCAAGGAAAUUCUUGGAGAGGAGUUCCUAGUUGGCCUUCCCCUGUUGGUAAUGGUUUCAUCUUCCAACAUGCUCCACCUCACGUCAGUUUCCCCCCGGUAAUGCAACAGUUUCCUGCCCCACCCAUGUUUGGUGUCAGACCCUCGAUGGAUUUGAAUCACCCUGGACUCCCUUACCAUAUGCCACCAGAUGCUGAUAGAUUUUCCAACCAUGGGCGCCCCAUUGGAUGGCGAACUCCUAUGGAUAGUUCGUGCUCCCCAUUUCAUUCUUGGGAUUCUAACAAUUCUGUCCUUGGUGAUGAGGCAAACAUCUAUGGGAGGCCAGAGUGGGACCAGUAUAGGAACUUGCCAAUGAAUCGGAACUGGGAGCAGACUAGUGACUUGUGGAAGGUGGGGCCAAACAGGAGUGCUAGUCUGGAGAUGCAAUCUGCUUCUCACAAAGAGGCUCAUUCAGGACAGGGACCAGGAGGAGAUGAAUCUUUGACUUGCCAGUCAGGCCAGCAUUCUCAGAGUGAGCAAAAGCAUGCCGAUCUUGAGGUUGAGAGCAAUGUUUUUACUCAGUCAACUGAUCCUACUGAGAACAAGAAUAUUCCAGAAGAUUUGACAAAUCUACCUCAAGAACCAUGUAUUAGUGAUUCUAAGUUGUCAAGAAAGAAUGACUCUUGUUUUUGCCUAGCUUACCUCGCCAAGCUUGACAUUUCUGCUGAUCUUACUGAACCUGACUUGUAUGAACAAUGCAAAAGCCUUUUACUUUCAGAUGACACCAUGGUAGCUGAUGUAGAUGUUCCUAUAAGGCUGUAUCUUGAGCCUCAGGAGGAAGGUAAGAUAGCUGCAACAAAUAGACUUUCAUGGACAUCACUUUUGCCUGCUGCAAGUGAUUCUGUUCUUGAGAAAGCAAUGUCCUUGUACAAGGAGCAAAGAGCAGAUGUUAACGUCUUCAUAAAUAUACAACGUAAAUCCUCUGUAGCACUGGAUGAUAAAGAUAAAGACUCCGCAGAAGACGUUUUUGCUGAUGGACUUGUGGCCAAGCAAAUACAUCCUAAUUCUGAUGAGGGUGUGAUCCAAGUUAGUCCCGAGACGAAGGUAGAGGGGUCCAAAAUAUUCACGGAUCACCACCCUGUGAUUGAGGGCCUAGUAGAGAGAAUUAGCAUGGAGGUGGAUGUAGCAGAGGAAAAUGGUGAUAAGGUGGCCACCAAGCCUACAGCAGUAGUGGAUGGAGGAGGAGGACCUUGUGAUGAGCUUUUACCCGAUGUGACAGAAGAUUUGACAACUAAAAUGGGCAAGCCUUUAGGCAAUCACUCCCCUAAAUCUGAUCCUCCUUUGCUUUGUCCUGCUGAGGCUUUUGAGGUAGUGGUGCCUGUAGAGUCCGAGUCAGUAAUCUUAAGUCGGAUACAUCAUUCUCCUGAAAGUACACAUUGAGACAUUUAUUUUUUCCGUUUAAAGCUUCUUUUGAAAAUGCCUUUAUCUAUUUGAUCCCCUCUAUGUGCGCUGUGGUGGUUUCUCUUUUUGCUAAUCAAUCAAUAAAACUAUUGAGCUCUGAAUUUGCU
Molecule: messenger RNA, 4515 nt
Organism: Cuscuta epithymum
Lineage: Eukaryota; Viridiplantae; Streptophyta; Magnoliopsida; Solanales; Convolvulaceae
Source: the annotation of a GenBank genome assembly